Messenger RNA from Bombyx mandarina (wild silkworm), 591 nucleotides. It is a transcript of the gene dmrt11E, whose product is annotated as doublesex-Mab related 11E. Gene Ontology annotation, molecular function: DNA-binding transcription factor activity, RNA polymerase II-specific; RNA polymerase II cis-regulatory region sequence-specific DNA binding. NCBI's taxonomy places the organism in Eukaryota, Metazoa, Arthropoda, Insecta, Lepidoptera, Bombycidae. Gene Ontology annotation, cellular component: nucleus. The record is from RefSeq and is a predicted model, not a curated record. Gene Ontology annotation, biological process: sex differentiation; regulation of transcription by RNA polymerase II.
AUGAUAUGUUGGACAUUCUACGAGGAGGAUACUGCUUGCAACACUCGGAAGGCGCUGAGGACACCGAAAUGCGCUCGUUGCCGGAAUCACGGAGUAAUCUCGUGUUUGAAAGGACACAAGCGGCUGUGUCGAUGGCGGGAUUGCCGUUGCCCUGGUUGUCUUCUGGUGCUAGAAAGACAGCGAGUCAUGGCUGCUCAGGUCGCGCUUAGGCGACAACAAGGGGCUGGUGGUCCAGAAUCGCGCAAUAGCGAGGCUGCGGCACUGGCAGCUCGCAAGCGUGCCUACCGUGCAAGGCUUCGUUGCAUGCAGAUGUCGAGGACAUAUACAGUACAACCCCCUAAUUUCGGAGGCAAUGAGAUCCUGUUUCCAAACGACCCUGCAUGGAAUGAGCGAGUACGCCGGCGCAGGGCUUUCGCUGACGCAGAACUGGAGCGCGGUGUCGGGGGUACGAACAUGGCGGCACCUCCCGCGGCGCUGCUCUGCAGGAACCUCCUAGCGGCUCUCCUCACGACCUAUCAACCGGCAGUCCAGGCUCCGCCGCAACGACAGAAGCUAUCAUUCUCCAUAGAAUCCAUUAUUGGGGUACAAUAG